Molecule: messenger RNA, 654 nt
Organism: Kazachstania africana CBS 2517
Lineage: Eukaryota; Fungi; Ascomycota; Saccharomycetes; Saccharomycetales; Saccharomycetaceae
Exons: 2
Coding region: 1-654 (217 amino acids)
Biological process (GO): endoplasmic reticulum membrane organization
Cellular component (GO): plasma membrane; endoplasmic reticulum membrane
Molecular function (GO): FFAT motif binding
Source: RefSeq, a predicted model, not a curated record
AUGGAAUUCAAGCCAGACUAUUUACAUUACUAUGCACCAUUAACUGGUCAGUCCACUGAUUACAUAACUGUUACAAAUACAGGAGAUCAAAGAUAUGUUUUCAAGGUGAAGACCACAUCCCCUAAGCUAUAUUGUGUGCGUCCCACCGCUGCCAUUGUUAAACCUGGUGAAGAAGUUAAAGUGGAAGUUAUAUUUCUUGGAUUAACUGAAGAGCCAGUCCCAGAGAUCAAAUGUAAGGAUAAAUUUCUCGUUAUUGCCUUACCUGCACCAUAUGACUUGAAGGAUACACCAGUGACAGAGGCAUGGCCUGAAUUAGAAGCUGAAUUUAAGAAAGAUUCAGUUUCAAAGAAGAUCAAAGUUAAAUAUGUCAUGGAACCAAAACAAAAAGAGCAUGUUCUUGCAGUUAGUGAUACAACAGUACAGGACACAAUUAAGGCAAAUCGUGAUGGCAUUUCUGAUGAGAAAUUGCAAGAAGAACGAACAACUUCAAUUACAGAAGAUACCAAUGCACCACUUUCAACGGCAAGUUCCAAGAUUGUUGAUACUGGUUCAUCUGUUGUUGAUGGGUCCAUUGAAACAGAGGCUGGACCAAAUUCAUUUUUAAUUAUUCUAAUAGCACUUCUUGUACUUCUUCUAGGUUGGUUAUAUUACUAG